AUGAACGCAAUAUUAAAAUAUUUAGGAACUAAAGAAUCCGCCUAUCUGUGGGCACUGUCGUCGGCCGGUGCAGCCUGGGGCGUUGCAACGGCAUGCGCACAAGGUUGGCUGCCUGACUGCGCCUGCAGUGGCCAUGAUGAGGUGAAACAUAGCUGGGAGUGGGGUGGCUGCUCAUACGGAGUUCAGUUCGGGAUCGUGACAUCCAGGAAGCUACUCACCAGGAGUACCAAUUCUCGUUCACCACUACGCAAAUUGGAAAAGCAUAACCUGAAAGCUGGAAGACUGGCAGUGAAAAAGACGCUUAUUUCUUCUUGUAAAUGCCAUGGUAUUAGCGGAAGCUGUGAGCAGAAAACGUGCUGGAAGAAGACUGCUCCGCUGUCCUCUAUCAUCAAGCACGUCACCAACAAACUGCAGAAGGCUCGAAGGCUCCCAGAUGUGAAUGCUGCGGCAAAAAAUGCAGAACUGGUAUACAUCGAAGAUAGUCCGGAUCCAUGUCGAACAAGCCGAAUCGCUAAC
Messenger RNA from Gongylonema pulchrum, 516 nucleotides. Lineage: Eukaryota; Metazoa; Nematoda; Chromadorea; Rhabditida; Gongylonematidae. The record is from the annotation of a GenBank genome assembly.